ACAUUCGUUGACUCAAUCGGAGACUCGAAGGUGGAGAACCGGAGAUAACUAAAAGAACGAGUAAAACCACUCAAAAUCGUCCCCCGGCUCCAAUGGAAUCAACUAAUCUUGUGUUUUUCUUCAUCGUCUGCUUCCUUCUCAAUCUCAAUUUGGCUUUCUCCGAUCCUUCAAAUGUACCUCUCGGAAUCCACCCUCUAGAUGAGAAGUACUUUGCUUCGGAGGUCAUCAAAUGCAAAGAUGGAUCCAAUUCUUUCACUAGAGAUCGUAUCAACGACGAAUUUUGCGACUGCGUUGAUGGUACCGAUGAACCAGGAACAUCAGCUUGCCCUGCUGCCAAAUUCUAUUGCAGGAAUUCAGGAAGCACUCCUAAAUUUUUAUUCUCUUCUCGUGUAAACGACCAAAUUUGUGACUGUUGUGAUGGAAGCGAUGAAUAUGAUAGCAGCAUCAUCUGUCCUAAUACAUGUAUCAUGGGUGGACAUUCCGAAUACAAGACAAUAAAUUACAAUUCCAGAAUCAAUAAAUUUGGGUCUCAUUCUCCUCACACUAAACAGAAAAAAGUUAGCCAAAUUGGUGAAGACACAAUCCAAAAACUCCAAGGUAUGAAGGCGAUGAUAAUAGUCCAAGUGAUUCUCAUCGGUUUUCUAGUCUUCCUUUGUCUGUGUCGUCAACGUGCCAAAUCUAGAAGGAGAAAUUCUCGCUAAUCAACUUAUCAAUUCACUUAUUUGAUCUUUUUUGUAAGUUAAUUCAAGAUCGAUAAAAGAACAUCUUGUGCACGUGGAGUAGCAUUGGCUCUACACAGUGGACAAUUCCCAUGAGAGAAAAGCCACAUGUCAAUACACGUUACGUGAAAAACAUGUGCACAUUCCGGCAUAAUUCUAACUUCCUCAUUUUCUUCAAACUCACCCAAACAAACCGCACAUGUUCCUUCCUUAAAAUCUUUCGAGUAUUUAUGAACGGUUAACAAGAUCGAUGAGCCACUUGAGGUUGAGGUGCUGGUUGUUGGGAACGAUGAUGAGCUGGCACUUGAGUCAAGGUCAACUCUGAGCCUUGGACGACGGUUCAUAUCUGGUGGUCUAGGUGGUGAGGUGGUGGCGGGUUCAUCGGUAUUAUUAUGGCGGCAACUGACAAAUAAGCAGUGGAUAAAAGCUACUAAAAUUGCACCUGAUAUGACACCGAGGAUUCCCAUAAAGAGGGGUGAAUCACCCAUGGAAUGGAAAUUGGGAUUUGGUUAUUUUUGAAGUUAAAUUGUUUACAUGUAAUAUUUAUGGAGGACUGAAGUUUCGUUUGACGUUGAUGCCACGGUGUAUAGGCGAGAUUAAGAUCAUAAAUUUGGAA
Molecule: messenger RNA, 1335 nt
Organism: Lactuca virosa
Lineage: Eukaryota; Viridiplantae; Streptophyta; Magnoliopsida; Asterales; Asteraceae
Source: the annotation of a GenBank genome assembly